This is a messenger RNA of Sitophilus oryzae (rice weevil), 963 nucleotides long. RefSeq names its product gustatory receptor for sugar taste 64f-like. Gene Ontology annotation, cellular component: membrane. Gene Ontology annotation, molecular function: taste receptor activity. The transcript has 8 exons. The record is from RefSeq and is a predicted model, not a curated record. NCBI's taxonomy places the organism in Eukaryota, Metazoa, Arthropoda, Insecta, Coleoptera, Curculionidae. Gene Ontology annotation, biological process: detection of chemical stimulus involved in sensory perception of taste; sensory perception of chemical stimulus. The coding region runs from base 1 to 963 and encodes 320 amino acids.
AUGUGGCAGGAAAUUCUUAAGGAAUUUUCUUAUGUUGAGAUGUCCAUGAGAAAUUAUGCCAUUAAUAAGAACGCCAAAAGACUGAACAUAAUGACAGCUACAUUAUUUAUGUUUUUUGGAUUGAUAGAGCACAUUUUGUUUGUGCUGACGAAUGUUGACCACAGUUUGCCCCAUCCCGACUUCAACAAAUAUCCAAUUGCCACUUACUUUCGUGCUGCUUUUCCGCAGUGGUUUACUUUAGUAGAUUAUUCUCACUUGGCUGGAGCUCUUGUCCAGUUUACUAAUUUUAUCAGCACUUUUACAUGGAACUUUACUGAUGUCUUUAUCAUCUUAAUGAGUUUAUCGCUGAGGGAAAAAUUUAACCAAAUAGCCAUCAAAAUAAAAGAGUAUAAGAAUCCACCAAUUAGUUUCUGGAAGGAGAUACGAGAAGAUUAUUAUAAAGUGUCUUGCUUAACCAAAGUAGUAGAUGCUCAAAUUGCUGGUCUAGUUUUAAUAUCAUUUAUAAAUAACAUAUUUUUUCUUUGCAUCCAGUUGUAUAACAGCAUAAAAGAGAGGGAAGGUAUUAUUGAUAGUGUUUACUUUUUCUAUUCGUUUGGAUUCAUUGUCUUUCGAGUGAUCGCUGUUUCCCUAUAUUCCGCUACUUUGAACGAAGCAGCUAGAAAGCCAUUGAAAUAUUUGUAUGCUUUACCUACAGAAAGCUAUACCACUGAUGUUAGCCGGCUUAUUACUCAGAUAAACUAUUUACCUAAUGGAAUAACUGGACACGGUUUCUUCCUUAUAACGAAGAAUUUUCUAUUGCGAGUUGAGAGAUUUUUAUAUCAAGUUGUAUCUGAUAUCAUGCUAUUGACUGGAAAACAAUUCUUUAAAAUACAAAGGCAUCUUCUCCUAAAGAUAUCAAACGCAGUUGUAACGUACGAGUUAGUUAUUAUACAAUUUGUUCAAAAUUUUAGGCAAAUUGAAUAA